AUCCUUCUUAUACACGCGAACACCACUGCGAUGUGCUAAAUAUUACGUUACAUGUAUUGAAUGUUACCAGUACUAGCAUUUUCACCUGCAAUAUAUUUCUGGUCGUUAGGAGGGCGCUUUUGAGCCACUAAAAUCGUACCUCUUUUCAUAUGGCUUACACACUUGUAGUAAUGUGUUUAGGAACGACAUAUACUGUUGUCAAAGCGUUACAUUUUACUGCUCAUUCGUGUAUGAAUAUGAAAUGUUCUGGACAUUUUUGUCAUAUGCGAUUUUUGUCAGUGUGUCCGCCUGUUUCCUGACCUGCAAUAUAUUUCUGAUCGUUAGGAGGGCGCUUUUGAUCCAUUGUGUGAAUGUUGUCGCAUUUUCAAUAUCAUGAACAUUGAAAAACGUUCCACCAUGACCCUGACGGGAAGGGGGGAACUCUGCCAUUUCUUCGUCGGCAGCAGGGUCAUGCCUCCUCGUAAUGUAGAGCUCGCAGACUCGUCGUCCGAUCGAAUCGCGCCUAAUGUGAGGGGGGUAUAAGGAUCGUCCCUCGGAUAGGACGUUAUUUAGAGGAGAGCGCGUACAAGAACCCACCACACUUAUCGAAAACAGUAGUAGUGGAUAAUAUUGUUGUAUAGUCUUACAGGUAUAGGAUACAUAAUAUUCAGCAAGUUAAAGUUGGUAGCCUAAAAAAAAAGAAGAAUGCUCUUGCUAACACAACUUAGCCUAACGCGUGUUUGUAAUUUCCCGCAAAAACUAAGCCCCGAUCAGAUUCAAACUUUCGACCAAUCACAAUACAAAACGUCAUUCCCUUGAGUGACAGAAAACAAAACGUGCCGAAAAUUCAUGAUGAGGCAGCUACAAUGCAAUUGCUUGUUUUAUAUAUAAACAAUAAACAAAAUGUAGAUAAUAUUCUGUGCGUUUUGAGUCACAAUGUAUCUUUUUUUCUCGGAUAUAUGUUACUCAAAUUGUAUCCUAAAAUGCUCAGAUGCUUACAUUUUCUAGCCACACAGCGCUAACGUCUGUAAAACUUCUACAAUUUCACGUUGGAAUACAGCAAACGAUAAAUAAUUUGACACAGCCCUAUCGGAGCCCUGCUUUGCGUGUGAACGCGCACAACACACAAGACCGGCGCCAUUGUAUUUACUUUCUCAUCGAACGUUGGGAUGGUGAACUCGUCACAAGGAGAAACCGCGACGUACAGAACUUCUUCAAAACGUUUUGCUUUUGGUCUUUCCCCUUACGAAGAGUCGAUAUGUUAGACUACAAAGUCUAAAGCUGACCUGAAAGUUGUGAAAAACAGGAGAUUUGUGAAACUUGGCGGCCUGGACUGUUGCAGUGUUUGGUAGGCGUGGCGGUUUUUUCUCACACUUGGAAAGUUUCACUCUCCCGUCCAGAGACUCUCCAACAUGGCGAGAUUUGUGAAGACGUUUGUGUUGGUUCUCCUUAUGUUUGCUGCUUCUCAAGCCUUAAAGAUGUCUGGGACACAAGCAAGACGGGCGAAAAGGGCAGAAAGCGUGGAGGGAAGUGAAAGAACUGCGGUGGAGAUAGUGGUUGGAAACACCGGGCGGAACACGAGUUAUCCUCGGGACGAGGCGACGGGAGCGCCGAGGAGUGUGGACAGUCGUCUCGGUGUAAACCCAGGAGCAGAGACGGAGCACACACGGGCUCAGCGUACAGCCAGCCGCGCACACAAAGCUGUUGAGGGUGCCUGUGUCCGAGGCCGUUGCGUACGGGGUGGUACCGGGAGGAGGCCGCGGUGCCCUCGGCGCAGGUCGCGCCCCGGCCCGCCCGUGGUUCACCUGUACAUGCGGUACCUGACGUGGCGGAGUAACUGGCAGCUGGUUAACUGGAGAAGAGGCAUGGGGAACUUCAAGUUCAAGGUCAACUGCCAUGUCUCCAAGGUCAACGUCAUCCGUGAGUCGGAGCUGCACCAGGUGCUGACCUUCAGCACGACCUUCCAGAAGGCGGUGAGGAGGGGCACGCUGCAGCCGCCGUACCGCCUGGUCCUGCUGAAGGUCGUACAGAGGUCAGGGGUCAGGACACAUCGCCACCUCACCAGCAAGACGGUGUUCGGUAACGAGACGGCUCCGUGGGUCAUCUUCAACAUCUCCCGCCUGGUCCAGACGUGGCGCUCCUCCUCCCGCCUCAAGCACAGCCUCCGCCUCACCGUCGUCUCCAUGGCAACCGGGCUGCAGGUGGGCCAGCGCAUCACGAAGCGGCUCCUUGACACGAGGCGAGAGGCGACCUUGCUCGCCGCGUACGUGCGGGAGGGAGAGAGGAAGGAAGACGUGUUUCCGGAUCGCUCCGGAACCGAGCCCAGACAAACGCCGAGACAAACGUGGAAGGAGGGAAGGUCAAGGUCAUCUCUGCGACCUCUGCAGGACCGCGCCGCGUCUCUUGCCGUGCUGCAGCGGGUGUUGCUAGGCAACAAUACCGGGCAUGACACGUCUGGCGAAGAAAAGCCCCGGGGUCCUGAGCUGCUGAGAGACUGGCUGGCGUAUCGCGGGAGGAAGCAGUCACGACACAAUGACACAGGUUCAGAGGGCAGAGGUCGCAGGCAGGUCGGAGAGUGUCAUCGCCAUGACUACCACGGGGUAUUUGAUGACAUCAUCCUGCCGGAGUUCAUCCUGCAGCCCCCGCGGUUUAACGCGUACCGCUGCGGCAGCGCCUGCACCCGGCCAUUCCCGACGCACAUGAACGCGACGAACCACGCCAUGCUGAUGUCGCUGCUGCACGAGAGGACCCCCCACGAAGUUCCCGCGCCCUGCUGCGUCCCGCUGGCAUACUCUGCGAUCUCCGUCAUGGAGCAGCACGGAGACAACAUCGUGGUGAAGCCGUACCCCAACAUGCGCGUGGAGACCUGCGGCUGUAGGUGAACUCACUCACUAUCCAUAGCAGGAAUAGGAAAAACAAGAAAACAGAUGAAAAAGGUGCAGCACAGGAACUGCGAGAAAUUUCUGACUGCAAGUGAAUAUGGUAAA
This is a messenger RNA of Branchiostoma floridae (Florida lancelet), 2966 nucleotides long. Its product is annotated as bone morphogenetic protein 2-like. The record is from RefSeq and is a predicted model, not a curated record. Gene Ontology annotation, biological process: SMAD protein signal transduction; BMP signaling pathway. Gene Ontology annotation, cellular component: extracellular region. Gene Ontology annotation, molecular function: growth factor activity; cytokine activity. The coding region runs from base 1392 to 2861 and encodes 489 amino acids. NCBI's taxonomy places the organism in Eukaryota, Metazoa, Chordata, Leptocardii, Amphioxiformes, Branchiostomatidae. The transcript is spliced from 4 exons.